UGGAAAUACCAAGGUGCUCUAAACUCUGCGAGCAAUGGAGACUUCAUGACUCAAACCACUGCUGGAGCGUUUAAGCUGAUUGAGAACAUGGCUGCUAGCUCAGCUAAUAAGAAAGAGGAGAGUGAUUGCUCCAAGAAAGGAAACAGUUCUGACGCCCAGAAAAUAGAUGAGCUAGCUGCCAAGGUUGAUCAGCUACUGAAAAACAACCAAGGACACGUCUUCAGCAUGGAGCAACCUACAGCCGGGCAUAUUCAGAACCAGAACCAACGACAACCGCAGAGCAAUCCGCAUGUUGUUCCAGCUACCGAGAACAGUCAACCAGAUGAGCUGAAGGGUCUGGGUAUGAUGAUGCAACAACUGUUGCAGGGUCAGCAGGUUCAGGCCAAGGUGUUGAAUCAGGUAACCACAGAAAUUGACACCAGGAUGGGCAACAUGUUCACUGAGCUGAAUAACAAGUAUGACAAUCUUGCGAUCCAUAUGAGAAAGAUCGAUGUUCAGCUUGCUCAAACAGCUGAGAGUGUCAAGAGGCAACAAGAGACGCUCCCUGGAAGAACUGAUAAAAAUCCUAGGACUGAGCACUGUAAUGCAAUAGAGCAGCCGUUCGCUGAGACUGCUCCAGGCGCAGAAGAGAGAGCAGAGCAGUCUGCUAGCUCUGGAGUGACUGCUCCUAGCGAACCUGCUGAGACUCCACCAUCUCGAGUCUAUGUUCCCAAGGUUCCCUAUCCAAUUCCACCUAGACAUCUGAAGGAUCCCAUUAGUGAAGAGCAGCUGAUAGGUUUUAACAAGAUGGUGAGAAGGCUUCCUAAAGAACUUGCAUUCGAAGAUGCUCUGCAGAUUCGUCCAUUGCUCCAGUUCUUUAAACACUGUAGAGAGACUCAAGAGGAGAUCAAGGUCCUCUAUACCAGAGCACUGAAUACGCCAGCACUGAAGGUAUUGCCUAAGGUUGAUGAUCCUGGAAAGUUUGUUUUCCCAUGUUCCAUCGCAGGAACAACCUUCAAAGACGCUCUUUGUGACUCUGGUUCUUGUGUGAAUCUCAUCUCAAAGGCUAUUGUAGACGAUUUGGGUAUUGCUGAUGUUGAGCGUUCUCAGUUGACCCUGACUUUUGCAAACUCUUCCAGAGCAGUCCCAUAUGGAACCAUCCGCAGCCUUCAUGUUCAAGUAGGGGAAUGCAUUGUUCCUGCUGAGUUUCAGGUUGUUGAGAUGAACAAAGAUCAUGAGAUGCCUUUGAUAUUUGGAAGGACAUUCAUGGCUACUGUUGGAGCAACCAUCGAUAUGCCCAACAAGAGAGUCUGCUUCUCCAACAUCAACAAGAAAGUUUUCUACAAGGCUGUACCCACCAGAUCUUCCUCAUCACACGCCUCUCGCAUCUCAGUGUUUGAUGUAGAAAAGUUGAAGCUUGUUCCAGAGAAGGAGCAUGGUGAUAAGGGUGAGAGCAGACUGUUCUUUGAUGAAGAUCCUAGCACUGAUCCUACUAAAUUCAGAGGGAACUCAAGGGUGAAACAGAAAGUCCAGAAGAAAAGGGUCAAAGGAGAUCCUACAGUGACUUUGAUACCUCUCAAGUGUGAUGAGAACUCCAUUGAGUAUGAGGUAAAGUGCAAGGGUACCUCUAAACCGUUCUCUAAAGUCAGAGCUAUUCUCACACAUGAGCUGAAAGAGAAAGGGGAAGCUGCUGUGAAAGGGUUGUUGAGCAGGGUUUUGAAGCUGAACAUGUCUGAUUGUGGAGCUUGUUUUCGAACAGGCCCUCCUGCUCAACCCGACUGAUCCCAGUCACCAAGUCAAGCUAGAGACUUAAACCAAGCGCUUGGUGGGAGGCAACCACUGGUAAGUGUAAAUAUAACUUGGUGUUGUUUUUGUUUACUCAUUUUUCGUUUUAGUUUAUUGAGUUUCAGGUCAAAAAGCAAAAAAAAAAAAAAAAAAUUCGAGAUACUUCAAAAAUUCUGGGUUGCAGAAACGGAACAACCUACCCCCUGAAAAGAGCGGUUGUUCCAGGCGAUCAUCUGACGAUAGAACACCCAGAAUUUUCAUGGAGCGCCUGCUCCACUCAGGUAAGUAUCUCGACCCAAAAAAAAACAAAAAAAAUAUUUAUUCUUGUUUUCUCCUUCUCUCUGAUUUAUUUUCACACCAGGGACGUUGUGAAGUAAGUCUGGGGGAGGGUUUUCGUCGUUUACUAACUCGUUUCUUUCUUUUGUUUUUCUUUUGGGUCAAUUUGAGUCAGAUUUUAUUGAGUCAGUCAAAACUUUGUGGGAAUUAGGACCUUAUUCUGUGUUGAUCAC
This is a messenger RNA of Brassica rapa (field mustard), 2273 nucleotides long. RefSeq lists its product as uncharacterized. The record is from RefSeq and is a predicted model, not a curated record. NCBI's taxonomy places the organism in Eukaryota, Viridiplantae, Streptophyta, Magnoliopsida, Brassicales, Brassicaceae.